AUGGAUGAAUCCCCACAAUCCACGAUCGUUCCUGCAGGCGAAGAGAGAACAGAUGAUUGGUCAGACACUAUUGACCCGAUAGAACGCCGAAGACGCCAAAAUCGAAUUAAUCAGCGGGCCCACCGAAGGCGCCAGCGCAUCCAAGCUAAAGAUAAAGACAUCCAUCCUAAAAGUCUGGUGGCUUCUUACCCAACACCCCCAUCAUCAAUCCACUCAGACAUCCCAUUCGGUCAGGAAAUCAAGGCGCGGAGAUGCAUAUCGCCUCACACACGAGACCUACUCCUUGACCAAUUCGCAAAAGCGGCCUACCAAAGCUAUAUACUCGGUUCUCCUGCUCCGGAUCACCUGUUGACGCUCUCGAAACUCAACGUGUUCCGUGCAUUCGGACACAAUAUGCGAUUAAUCGGGACGGACUUGGAUGAGAUGAACGAUGACGCAAUCUCAGUCUUCAAUACAAUCCUACCUUCUCCACCUCCCGAAAUAGGGGGAUCGUCGCCAGACCAAUCUAUGGUGAACGAUUUGCCUGUUAGUCUCCAACCGACUAAAGUCCAACGAACGAUUCCUCAUCACCCUUGGCUGGAUUUCUUCCCUAUACCCAAGAUGCGGGAUAACCUGAUUCAAGCGGGAGAUGAGUGGAACGACGAGGAAUUGUGCUUGGAAAUUAUGGGAUUCUGGACUAAUGCUUCGUCAGAAGAUGUGGGACUUCUAGUAUGGGGUGAUCCCUGGGACGUCAGGAAUUGGGAACUCACGGAGGCGUUUUUGAAGAAGUGGCAGUGGGUCGUAAGGGGGUGUCCGGAGUUGAUGAAUUCCACGAAUGCUUGGCGGGCGAAACGGGGAGAAAAAUUAAUUUUUCGAUAUGUUUAG
This is a messenger RNA of Penicillium longicatenatum, 864 nucleotides long. Its product is annotated as DUF3425 domain-containing protein. The coding region runs from base 1 to 864 and encodes 287 amino acids. NCBI's taxonomy places the organism in Eukaryota, Fungi, Ascomycota, Eurotiomycetes, Eurotiales, Aspergillaceae. The record is from RefSeq and is a predicted model, not a curated record. The transcript has 2 exons.